UUUGCUUAUUAUUUGUCCUUUUUAAAAACAAAAGGCACAAUAAAGAUUCAUGAUUAAUUGAUAUAAGUAUUAUUACAUGCAUACUAUUCUGACACAAAUCAAGAGUCUUUAUGAUAUUUAUUCAAUGUCACUAUGCCAGUUUUACUAAUACUAAUCUGAUCAGAACUACUCAGCCGUUAAUUAUAUCAUGAAUGAGCUGUCAUAAUUAUUCCCCACGAGGAGCCUUAAUAGUAAGAUUUUACAAAUCGUAUUCAUUCGCACUACAAAAUAUAGUGCACUGAAGUCCCUUUUUUAAUUGGAUUUUGUUAAUCGCUAAGAUAACAGCGAAAGUUAACGUAUGCUAUGUUUUUGAAUAUUUGUAAACAUUUGGUAACGUUGCCAUUGUUUUCGCACGGUAAUUAAUGCACAAGCACCUGCUCUUUCGAUGAUUUAUUUUCCAUAUUUGGAACAUUGUGGCUAGUGUUUCCAUGGAUUAACCAAUCAGAGUGUAGUGAUUUAAAAUUUUCUCAUAAAGGACAACCAAUCGUAGCUGAGUAAUUUGAAUCUAUUACUGUUCUUUGUCCAGUGGGUUGAACGUGGAUCCGACAUUUUUUUUCACCUGUGUCUUUACUUCCUGGAUUUUUGCAUGUUUUUGGGAAAUACUGGAAUACACAACUAAAGACCAAAAGUGACAGUCAUCAAGUCAGAAACUCUGCUGAAUAUAAAUUAGCCAGAAUGAUGGCAAGUAUGCCUUACCCUAAUGUGAAUGACAUGGAUUUUCUGGAUUCGGUUUCUUUGGACAAUGAUCUACAGAAGGAGAUGGAAAAAAUUCUCCAAGGAUCAGACAAAUUUACUUUUGAUAAUUAUCUUUCAUCUGGAACUGAAAGUAGCAAUCAUGGUUUUAAUUUUGACACUAGUGCUACAAUAGAUGAAUGGAUUCAAAACUUUCAGUGCGAAGAUGUCACAAAAUUCAAUCAAAACUUAUUGGACAAUUCAUUUGAAAUAGAAAACAAUAACCCAAAUUUGUUAGUUAAUCCACAGAAUGUGCUACAACAGACAUUUGUACGACCUUUCAGAAGGGUCACACAACCAGAACCAGUAACAGUUAAAGUAGAAGCAACAGAAGACGAUGUGGUUGUACACCAAGUGCCAAACACCCAUUUUCAACAUCCGUCUACUCAAACAGACAAUGUACGAAGUUUUGUAAAGAUUCAACCCGCUGGAUCACAACGUAACUUCACCCUAUCGCAUUCAAAUGUAAAUAUAAACAAUAACACGAUUACCCAUGUGCAGAAUUUCAAACAGCAAGAAGGUUCACCAUCUCAAAGAUCUCCCGUCCUGGUCAAGCAUUUACAUAAUGGAAUUAGUACGACACAACCAAAUAAUUUCUCAUAUUCAUCAUCCAGCGGUCAAAAUAUUCCAAAUGUGCCAAAUUCUAGUGACUCUGUUGAUAAAGUCUUCCCUAAACCUGUUUAUUCGUAUAGCUGUUUAAUCUCAAUGGCGCUGAAGAAUAGUAAGAAUGGAAGUUUGCCUGUCAGUGAAAUCUACAACUUUAUGAUAACCCAUUUCCCCUACUUUAAAACAGCCCCAGAUGGUUGGAAGAAUUCUGUACGUCACAAUCUAUCCCUUAAUAAGUGCUUUGCUAAAGUUGAUACCCCCAAGUUAAAUGGGAAUGCCAAGAAAGGUUGUUUGUGGGCUCUUAACCCUGAAAAGAUUGAAAAGAUGGAAGAUGAAAUAGCUAAACAUAGAAAGAAAGAUUUGGAAGCCAUUAAACUGAGUAUGUCAAUGCCAGAAAAAUUAGAAUUAAUAGAAGCUGGUAAAGCUGGGCCUGUUGGUGGUGAUCCACCUAGUCCACGAUGUUCCACGCCUCACACACCUAAAGAGACAGCUGAAUACCUGAUAAAUGACAUACCCACAAUAGACGGCAGCAUGCAAAUGGACCACUCUCUUACAGAUAUUAGUCUACAGAAUGGACUUUGGGAUGAUUCGGGAGAAAUCAAUGUUGUAGAUUUACCAAUGACCACACCAACACUUUCUACAAGUCAUGUGACUCUGUCAGCGUCCACCGCUACCAUUCCUGUAAAGAUAUCAUUAGCCAAUGGAGCAGUAUAUCAGGGAAAUUUUGCCUGUACAGCAUCACCAAUGACUUCUGGGAAUUCCUCUCAAAUACCGUCCUAUGUGUUAUCAGCACAAAUCUAGUCACCAUAAAGUGUUCAUACAACCAUUCCAUGUUAACCAAGGGAGCAGUCAUUUACAACGAACUCAUUGUUGAUUUUAAAUUGUUAUUUCAUAGAUGACUGUGUAUUUCAAAGGUUAUAGUAAAAUAACACUUUUGAGAUGUUUAAAAUUGUUAAAGACAAAUGAAUUCUAUAGUCUGUAAAAUAUUAAUGUAUUGAAUAAAUCAGUUAUGUGUGCUUUGCAUAAUUUUCAGUAAAGAUAAAAGAUUAGCAAAUAUUUAUAAUGGCUUAUUUUAAUUUAUUUUCUGUGGUUGCUUUAUUACUAAAAACUGUAUCAAUAUUUUUUUCACCAGUAAGAAUAGGUCAAAUUUGCAUAUUAUAGUAAUAUAAAUGGUGAAGUGAAAUUGUGCCAAUUUCUGAUUUUUGUAAAAUUGAGAAAUCUAAAUUAAUGCCAACCAGGUUAUUUUCAAUAGGUAUUCUUAAAUUUUGAAUAAGAAAUCAAAUGGAUACAAUAUUAGUCUAGUGACAUUUUUCACAGUUAUAAAAACGGCAUAUUAAUAAAACAGAGAAUACAUUUAUUCACAAUCUGUUACUGUUAUUAAAGAAAGAUUUUCCGUUUAAAUAUUAUUACAUCAUAAACUUAGCACAACAUAUCCAUUAAGGAUGUAUUAGGUUUGAUCUCAAUAUGACCUUCUAGUGAAGUUUUGUUUUAUUAAGCCUGUAUAUAUUGCUUGGAUGCAGAAACACUGUCAAUGUGCACGUAGGGGUAAGAAUCCCUAUCCUUGAGAAUCAAACCUCGUUAAUUUAGAAAUGGGAAAACAAUCUUUGUUCAUAAAUAAAAUUUUGAACUAAUAACUUUUUGCCUUUUUAACCCACAUUAGCCUGCUGUUAAUAUUGCUACAUGUAUUUGAAAAAGCUCAUAAAGCUUCCACAGUUAGCUCCCUUGAGUGAAUGUUGUAUAUUUUAUAUUUUUUAUAUUUAUUGAUUUGUCAGAAUAGCUCUCACCAGGCAGCUUAUACAUAUAGUGUUAUUACUAGAUAUAUGACUGGGUUCACCUCUGCAACCUCUUUUAUAAGUAGAUUUAAAACUGGGGAUUAUUUGGGGUUCAAUACCUUAACAUUUGUUAUAAAUAGCUGUAGAAAUAAGACUGGGGUCUGUUUUAGGGAACCUUUGUCUGUGUAAAAAAUGCUUUCCUUUCAUCCAAGAAUAUGUAUUUUAUAUGUUAUUUAAUAAAAGUGCAUAGCCAAGGCUCCGUGUUGAAGACCGUACUUUUGACCUAUAAUGGUUUACUUUUAUAAAUUUUGACUUGGAUGGAGAGUUGUCUCAUUGGCACUCAUACCACAUCUUCUUAUAUAUCUAUAGACCCAUGAGAACGUUAUCUUGUAUGCAGAAACUGUUAAAAAAAACAAAAUCAAGUAUCCAAUAAAAAAUUUUUAAAAUCCUCAAGCUGUUGAGAUUGUUACCAAUGAAAUAAAUGAAUUCAUAGCAAGUUGAAAUGGAAUUUUGCCUUUAGGAUCUAUAGUUGAAAUAAAUAUUUUCUUCUGCUAAACUAAUUGCACUACUAGAGGGCGUUUUAUAAGUUCCUAAACAGAGGCCACCAAAUUUGUAAGUCGAUACAUAUUCUACUUCUGAAGACAUGUAAAAGGGGAACCAUUAUAUAAUGCAUUUAUCAUUGAACCCUACCAUCAAAUUCAUAACAAUGGAUCUCAUUUUAGUAUACACAAUAUUUAUAGGGCAAAAUAUCUUAUAAAUUGUUAAUGUUGUUAAUGGUGUAUAUAUUUUGUCGAUUAUGGAGUGUAAAUGUUUGUAAAAUAUUUUUUUACAUUUCUAAGUCAGGUGAUAGAAGUGUUCAGUACCGGGAGUGUUCAGUCAAAUUUUUGUAUACAUGUAUAAUUUUGUAUAUACUUUGAUAGAAAUAAUUUUCUUAUACAUAUAAAUCUUUUUGAAAUUAGAAGAUUUUAGAGUUUUUUUAUGUGAUUUAUAUUAUUGAACAUGCAGGGAUUCAUGUUGUGGAGAUACUAGAUUUAAAACAAUUCUUUCAUUUGAACAUUGUCAUGAUUGUGUAAAAUGUCGAUUCAGAUUGAGGGGUAUUAAAUAUUUGUUUUCACUGAAUAACUGCAGGAUUGAGAGAUGAAAAUCAUUAAUAAACAGUCAGAAAUACCAGCUAAAUUUGGUUUGGCUUAUAUAUGUUGUAUUUGGAAUUUUUUUUUUAUUGAAUUUCAUAUUUAACAAACUGGUCAAAGUAUUGUUACAGGGUGCAAAUUAUUAUAAAAAAAUAACAUGUUGUCCUGAAAUUUCUGUAGAUAUAUAUAUAUUGAAAAACUGCAUAGAGAAAUUUUUCUGAAUUUAUAUUUUAAAUAACAUCGGUGCAAAAAAAAUUUGAAUUGAUUUUAGAAAUUCCAGGAAAUAAAAACUUUUAAAAUGAUCAUUUACAAAUACAAUUAAGAAUACAUAUGUGUGAAUGUUGAGAAGAAUUGUAAGCUAUUUUCUAAAUAUUAUGUUAGAGAAUUGUAGGAAAUAAUGGUGCAACAUUGAAGUAAUUAAUUGCAAUUGUUAACAGCGAAUUCUGGGAAUUCAUUAUAUUUAUAAGUACAGUUAUGAUUAAUAUGAUUAUUGCCCUUGUGGAGCUCAAUUUAUAUUUUACAGAACUAGCUUCGGUAUGUAAGGGAUCUAGGAUGGUUGAAAUUUACUUUUACAAGUCCGUCUAGCUGCUCUGUGAAAUUAUCUCCCCUCCCAAAAAUUCUUUUGGUGAACAUUUUGCAUCUUGGCCUUUUUAAGCAUUAAUUAUUCUUACUGUUGUAAAAAUUGUUAUUUUUGAGCAAAAAUAAUGUAAAUAACCUGGAAAAAAGUGAUUAAUUAACUUAUCCUGAAAAAGUAGAUUUCUAAGUUAAAAAGAAGAUGUUAGAUGACUUUUGUCAAUGUUUUUUCACUAUAUUUCUGUCAAUUUUGCAAGUUUGAAGUGGACGGGAAGUAGAAAGUCUAAACACUGCAGUGUGAUCUAUUUUUAGAUAUUUGUUGUGUGAUGUAUAUCUGCUACAGAAUUAUUGUUUUUAUGAUGUAUAUCUGGUACAGAAUUUAUUGUGUUUUAAUUUUGUAAAUAUUUACGAUGAACAAAAACAAACUAAUAGUGCUUGUUCUUAUAUAUAUAUACACCCUGUCCAAACAUUUCUGUUGAAAUUCUCUAUUUUGACAGUACUACAUUCAUACUGGUUUAAAAUUUAAUUCAAAACAUUUAUCUGAACUGUUGAAAUUAAAAAUUUCAUCAGCUUUCAUUUGGUUUACAGUUUCAAAAACUGAAUUUAGUGAUAAAUAAUUUUCUACAAAAUAAGAAAUGUUUACUUUUUUCCAUACACAGUAUAGCGUUGUUUGUUUAUAAGUAAUGACAAACUUCAUUGCAAUUCGUUGUUUGAACUAUCUUAGUCAUGUUUGGAGAUUUUUCUCAUAUUGCAGCUGACUUAUUUGCCAUUAAAUUUAUGUGUUCAGUAUAAAUGUAUUUUAUGACUUUUUUACUGAAAACUGUUAGAAUAUGUGUGUGAACUUAUUAAAUAAUUUGGACUACA
Molecule: messenger RNA, 5716 nt
Organism: Mytilus californianus (California mussel)
Lineage: Eukaryota; Metazoa; Mollusca; Bivalvia; Mytilida; Mytilidae
Product: forkhead box protein C2-like
Exons: 7
Coding region: 715-2178 (487 amino acids)
Biological process (GO): regulation of transcription by RNA polymerase II
Molecular function (GO): DNA-binding transcription factor activity, RNA polymerase II-specific; transcription cis-regulatory region binding
Source: RefSeq, a predicted model, not a curated record